Messenger RNA from Paramecium tetraurelia, 3090 nucleotides. RefSeq lists its product as uncharacterized. Gene Ontology annotation, cellular component: membrane. Gene Ontology annotation, biological process: transmembrane transport. The record is from RefSeq and is a predicted model, not a curated record. The transcript is spliced from 3 exons. Gene Ontology annotation, molecular function: ATP hydrolysis activity; ABC-type transporter activity; ATP binding. Lineage: Eukaryota; Ciliophora; Oligohymenophorea; Peniculida; Parameciidae.
AUGCUUUAAGUUGAUGUUUUGUAAUCGUCAUAAUACUUCAUCAACAGAUUCUAAGUUUAUUUAGUACCAUAUCAACUCUUGGGAGCAUUUUUUAUAUUUUACGUAACAGUGAAGGAUAAUAGUUUACCACCUGCUAUAGGUGUUAUAAUUUAAGCUAUUUUUGGAGUCGCAUUUGGAUACUAUUUUGGGAAGAUACAAAACAAAUUUAUGCAUGCUAAAGAUGAAAGAAUGGGUGGAGUUGAUGAAUCACUAUUACAGAUUAAAUAAAUCAAGUUCAAUUGUUAUGAAACAUACUUCGAAAAAAGAAUCGAGAAACUUAGAGCUAAAGAAUUAAAAUUCUUAAAGUAGCAAGUUCUUUUAUUAAUUUUUAUCUAAUUUAUGUAGAAUAUUCUAAGUUUUGCAACAUGGGAAUGCACAUUCUAUUUUGCUGAUUUUAUUACUUUUGCAAUUACAACUGUAAUCAUGUAAAAUUCAAGUUAAUUGAUGUAUUUGUUGUAAGCAUUUCCUAAUCAACUCAAAAAUUAUUAUGCGUCUAUCAAUUCUAUUAUUAGAAUCACUUCAUUUCUAAAAGAAAAUCAAAUCUAACCAUGGAGUAAUGAUGAAGAUAAAGUACAUGACAUUAAAAUAGAUGGAACAUUUGAUUGGAAAUAUAUUGAUGAAAACUAAUAUCUUAAAUAAAAUUAAUAAUUCGAUUUGAAAUUAAAUGUUGUGAAAGGCUAUUACAUAGUAAUUGUUGGAAAUUCUGCUUCAGGCAAAUCUACAAUUCUUAAGUCAAUCUUAAAUGAAACGAAUUGUGUUUCUGGUUAGAUUGUUAUUAAUGGAGAAAUUAGUUUGGCUACCCAAGAACCAUGGAUACUUAGUGAUACUAUUAAAAAUAACAUCAUCUAUAUGAAUAAAUUUGAUGAAUUAAGAUAUAAAAAGGUUAUGCAUGUGACUGCGUUGGAAUAAGAUAUUAAUUAAUUUGUUAAUAAGGAUUUCACUCAAUUAAGCGAAAAAGGAGAUAACCUAUCAGGAGGCUAAUAGAAAAGAAUCAAUCUAGCCAGAGCUGUUUAUAAAGAAGCAGAUAUCUAUUUAUUUGAUGAUCCUCUAAGCGCUCUUGAUAUCAAAGUCAAAUGUCAUAUUUAUUAAGAAUGUUUUCUUAAAUUUCUUCAUGGUAAAACUAGAAUAUUAUUUACAAAUUAAUUGACAAAUUUAUCAGGAGUUGAUUAAAUCUAUUUGUUAUAAAAUGAUAAAUUGGUUCCUUAUAAUACACAAAUUAAAAUUGAAGAAGAAAAAUUAAAUCUAAUAGAUAUCUAAUUUGAGAAUAAUCAUUUAGAAGAUAAAGAACCAAAGUCAAAAGCAUCAUUUACAUUAAUGAGUGAAGAUUAAAGAGUUGGAAAAAUAGAUAACAAAGUUAUCAAAACUAUAUUUUAAUUCUAAGGAGGUUUCUGGGCUAUUAUUGCUGUUGUAACAUAUUUUAGUGUUCUAAUGGUAUUAUCUACACUGUCAAGCAAGACUCUAUCUAAUCCACAAUUGGACCCUGAUGAAUUUAGGGAGGUUGCCUUAAAAAGCUUUCCUCUUUUUAACAUUCCAAUUUAUAUUGCUAUUAUCUCCAUAACAGGAUAUUUCUUGCUAAUUGGAAUUAAGACUAGCUCUGUUGUUCAUAAGAAUAUCUUUGCUUCUUUAAUGAAAGCAUCGUUUACUUAAUUUUACAAUUAGAUUUUGAUAGGAAGAUUAAUGAAUAGAUUAAGUAAGGAUAUCUACAAUAUUGAUAUGCUAUUUCCUAAUCAAAUAUACAAUCUAAGCAUUCAAUUCACUAAUUUGAUUAUGCCUUUGAUUACUAGUCUGAUAUUUUUGAAUUACAUAGCUUAUCCUAUUGUUCUAAUAUUUGUUAUCAUCCUCCUCCUGUUUACAAUAUCAUACUAUAAAUGUUUAACAGAGAUGACACGUAUUGAAUCAGUUUCAAAAAGCCCAGUGUUCACAUAUUACCAAUAAAUAAUAAGGGGUCUUUUGUUUGUUAGAUCCUGUCUUCCUAAAAGGUUAGUUCUCCAAAAUCAUUACAAUAAUAUUGAUUUAGAUCUAGGAAAUUAAAUGUAUUUGGCAGGAUUGCAACAAUGGUUUUCCUAAACAUCGAGCAUUAUUACUAAUAUCUUUUAAACUAUAUUAUUUGUGGUAUGUCUUCUAUAUCCGAAUAAUAAUCCAGCCAUGACCUAUUUAAUAGUGAUUUAAAUGUCCAAUGUAUCUUAAUUGCUAGUCUAAGUGGCUGUCAGUUAUGGCAACUUAUUAAUGUAUUCAAUAUCUUUUGAAAGAUGCUUACAUUUAUCAAAUGAUAUUGAAUACGAUGACUAUGCACAAGGUUCUAUAAAUUCUAAAUCAAUUGGAUCAAUUACUCUAACGAAUGCUUCAUUCCAAUAUCCAAACAAUCAGAAAGAUGUCUUAUCUAAUCUUAGUUUAACAAUUGAAUCUGGUUAAAAAAUUGGAAUAUUGGGAAGAACUGGAGCUGGUAAGAGUUCUAUAAUAAUGGCCUUGAUGAGAAUGAUUCAUCUAACAAAUGGGGAUGUAAAAAUUGAUGAAACAGAUCUUAAUGAAUAUGCAUUGCAAGAACUCAGAAAGAAAUUUAGUGUCAUUCCUCAGGAGUCAUUGAUAUAUAAGGGAACUUUGAAGGAGAAUCUUGAUCCUUAUGGACUAGCGGAUGAUUAAAAUUUAGAAGAAGUGUGUUAAGCUUGUUAACUAUAUAAUAUGAAAUCCUUCUAAGAUUAUAAGUUGGAGACAAAGAUUUAAUAAAGUGGUGGUAAUUUGAGUUUAGGUGAGAAGUAACUGAUUACGAUUGCAAGAUGUAUGAUUGAAAAUAGAAAAAUUAUUUUAGUAGAUGAAGCUACUGCAAAUAUUGAUAAUCCAACUGAGGAAUUAAUCAAAAAUAUCUUUAAAGUCCAUUUCUUAAAUUAAACAAUGAUUACGAUUGCCCAUAAGGUUUCCACUAUUAUGGAAUCUGAUAAAAUCGUUGUAUUAAGUGCAGGACAAAUUAUUGAGUGUGAUUCACCGAAUAAUCUACUCAAAUAACCCAAGAGCGAAUUCAAAUAAAUUGUUGAUUUAAUAAACAAAAAUUUAUGA